CUAUUCCGUGAUUCCGUCUAACCACAGGGACCAAAGUGUAAUUACGAAAUUCUUGAUAUUCGCGCUUUCCUGCGUUUCUGGCCAACCAAACAGAGCUGCGAAAUAUCGAUCUUUUUGGUUGCAGAGAGAACUGAAGAUGAGCGAAGGUGAUUCGAUUUCGAAAGGAAAUGAUUUUGAUUUGCUUAAUCAAUUCGAGCUCAUUUUGGAUUCCGAUCCGCUGAUCGAUGAAGUAGGGUUUAUUCACCCCUCCCAAUUCGCGAUUCUAAAUAGAGAAGCAGAGGGUAAUGAACAGCAAUCAAAAGAUGGGAUCUUGAGCUCAGAUAAUUCCUUGGAUCAUGAAGAUUUAAGUUUUUGGAAAAGAGAUCAUAAGUUGGGCAUUUCAUUGCAUGCUCUUCUUCCACUGUAUAAGGCUGCCAGAGAUGCAUUUACGGAUGCAAUUAGACAAUAUAAGAGAGUUGAGAUUUUGGCUGGUGCAUCUGGGGAUGAGACGGAUUCGCCUAGGUCUUCAUCUAUUGAAAGUGAGGUCAUGAAGCAUAGCAAGGCGCUCUUACUGCUAAGCUGUGAUUUUGGCACUGCGUGGAAUUCCAGGAAGUUAAUUUUGUCAAAGAAGCGGCACACAUCAUUGUUUAGUGAUGAACUUCUCUUCUCAAGCCUUGUUCUUUCCUAUUCACCCAAAAGUGAACAAGCCUGGUGCCACAGGCGGUGGGUGAUCAAGAUGAUUGCUGGGAAAUGUUCGGCUAUGCAAGAGAUUGUAGGGAAAGAAUCUGAGCUAGUGGAAAAGAUAGCCGAGAGAUUUAAAAUGAACUACAGAGCAUGGAAUCACCGCUGCUGGUUGGUUUGUUACAUGACAAGAGAACAGGUGCUACAUGAGUUGAACAGAUCCAGAAAAUGGGCUGGGUUACAUGUUGCUGACAAUUCUUGCUUUCAUUAUCGUACACGACUGAUGCUUAGGAUUUUAGAGGAGUCCUGCCACAAACAAGAAGAUGAAUUUUCUGAUCACAAUGUCGAAAUUUAUCAAAUAUGGAAGGAAGAGCUUCACUGGAAUGAAGAUUUAAUUAAAUAUUAUGUAGGAAGAGAGGCUCUGUGGCUCUAUCGCCGGUUCCUUUCCCUGUACUGGAUAAGGAAUUUUGCAACUACUGUUGGUGAUGUAACUCACCAAUCCAAGCACACUUCCUGCAUAGUUGAUGAUGUCAAUAUCUUUUUGGAUAAUGAGUUACGUCUUGUAAAUUCUUGCUCAACUAUACCUGACAACAAGUUUGAGGAUUUUCAAGCACAAUCGAUACAUGCUGCUACUUACAUAUUAUGGUUGACAAAGCAAAUUCCCAAAUCCCAGGAGACUGAACUCAAAAAGAAGCUAAAUGCUGGAAGGUUGAAGACCAUGCUGACUGAAGCUUGUCCUGACAGAUCCUUACUCUGGAGCAACUGCCUAGCUGGAAGCAUCUAAACUGGUGGUUGAAUGAGAAUUUAUAAUAAUUUAGGCUCCGUUUAUUUAACGGAAAAUGACUUGUAUAUGAAAAAUAUUUUUUAUGAAAAAUAUU
Molecule: messenger RNA, 1538 nt
Organism: Hevea brasiliensis (rubber tree)
Lineage: Eukaryota; Viridiplantae; Streptophyta; Magnoliopsida; Malpighiales; Euphorbiaceae
Exons: 10
Coding region: 137-1444 (435 amino acids)
Biological process (GO): protein farnesylation; protein geranylgeranylation
Cellular component (GO): protein farnesyltransferase complex; cytoplasm; CAAX-protein geranylgeranyltransferase complex
Molecular function (GO): protein farnesyltransferase activity; CAAX-protein geranylgeranyltransferase activity
Source: RefSeq, a predicted model, not a curated record